Messenger RNA from Owenia fusiformis, 301 nucleotides. The record is from the annotation of a GenBank genome assembly. Lineage: Eukaryota; Metazoa; Annelida; Polychaeta; Sabellida; Oweniidae.
GUAUGAUCCCUAUACCCCUGAAAAGCGAUUCACUAUCAAUGCUGUCCAAGAUGAUCUUGGUGCUGCUCAACACUUAGUUCUCCCAACACCUGUCAAAGUAGAGGUAGAUGACACAUCGACUGUUUCUAUAUCAACUGGAGACUGGGUCAUAGUGAUAAAGGAUAAUUUGCAACAAGAAGCUAAAUAUCUAUCAGGAAAACUGACAAUGGGAACAACUACAGGUACUCCAAGCUCUAAGUAUGUUUUGCUCCAAGUUAACAAUAACUUGCUUGUGGAUGAUCAGACUACCAGUAACAGCGAG